AUGCUUUGGAGGGAAAUCUUCCCGCUAAUCGCCGCCUUUUUUGCGGUCACUUUUGCACAAGAAGAUCAUUCCGAAGAAUGUCGUGCCGCAAUGCAAUCAUGUGAAGAUGAUCUCGAUUGCAAUAAUCUUCUCGGCCCACUCGCUGCUGCAUGUUCAACCCUCACUUGCCAGCCACAGUGUCGAUCGGCGGUGAUGAAUCUCUAUCAAAAUAAACUCGGACGAGUCCUUUUGAAAACUGAUGGUUCGUGUGUUCACGGAAGAGACGAGCUUCGACAGUGCAAUUUCAUGCCAAACGGAGAUGUUGUGCAUUGUGGAAUCGCGAAGCUGGCGUGCGAAGGGGAUUUACAGUGUCAAUCAAAACUCCAAGUGUACAUGUCAGAAUGUGAAGCUGAGACGGCAAAAGGCGAAUGCUCGACGAAAUGCCACGGAUUUUUGAAACAAUUAACGACCGUUCCCUAUGGGAAACUCUUCGAGAAAUGCACGUGCACGGAAAGAGAAGAUCAAUUAUGCCGGAAGAUGAGAGACGAAAUUCUUCAACCAUGCGUCAAUCCGAAACCCACCGCCGAUCCCACAUCUCCAUCUGGCCAUUCCACUCCUCGUCCUCCAACUCGAUCUCGUCCAUCUUCUUCCGAUAUCGAUCCCUCAUCAUCAAAUAUCGUUUUCCCGUCACUUAUCCUUUGUGCUCUUUUGGCUACUCGUGUCUUGUAUUUAUUACAAGAGUUC
This is a messenger RNA of Mesorhabditis belari, 723 nucleotides long. The record is from the annotation of a GenBank genome assembly. NCBI's taxonomy places the organism in Eukaryota, Metazoa, Nematoda, Chromadorea, Rhabditida, Rhabditidae.